Molecule: messenger RNA, 1538 nt
Organism: Solanum stenotomum
Lineage: Eukaryota; Viridiplantae; Streptophyta; Magnoliopsida; Solanales; Solanaceae
Exons: 10
Coding region: 140-1372 (410 amino acids)
Biological process (GO): cytoplasmic translational initiation
Cellular component (GO): eukaryotic translation initiation factor 3 complex; cytoplasm
Molecular function (GO): translation initiation factor activity
Source: RefSeq, a predicted model, not a curated record
CCCUCCUUGGUCUUAUUGGCGACUCUCCAACUUUAUCCCUAUCUAGGGUUUUUUCUUCUCUCCCGACUAAGAGAGUUCUCCGCUGCGCUGCUUGCUGUUCACACUCUCUAUCUCUUGGGAAAUUUUGCGGGGGAGGAAAAUGACGACCGUGGUUCCUACUUCUGAGGAAGAUCCCGUCCUCUCCGUCGUCCGUUUUACGGCGGAGAUGUCAUGGGCGGACGCCGGCGCCGAGACUGCAGAGCCUGAAGUUAAUAGAUUGUGUGUCGAGGCCCAGAAAUGCAUGAUUGAAGGAAGGUGGUUGGAUUUGGUUUCGCUUAUGCUCGCUUCUGCAGAUAUAAUAUUUUCUAAAGCUUCUGAAAAAGAUCUUGAGUGCGUUUUCACAAUCAUGUGCAACCUUGUCAAGAAGCCUGAGAGCUUGGACCAAGUACAUGAGAUGGCAGAGCUCAUAUCCGCUAAAAUCAUUCAACAACCUAAUGAUAAACCCGCAUUGCGCUUGAAAAUCUUGUUCAAUCUCUACAACCUGUUGGAGAACCCAUACAGCCGUUUCUGCGUUUACUUGAAGUCCCUCAAUUUGGCCACUGGCGGAAAGGUUACUGAACACAUUUUGCCAUCCAUCAAAAAGAUGGAUAACUUUUUGAAGGAAUGGAAUCUUGGAGUCAAAGAUCAGAGAGAGCUGUUUCUUGCAAUCUCCAACAUUUUAAAGGAAAACAAAGGCUCUACAAAAGAUUCUUUCAUGUUUCUAACAAAGUAUCUGGAAACCUUUUCGUCUGAAGAUGCUUCUAAUAUGAACGAGGCUAAGGAAGAAGCUGCCCGCGCAAUUGUUGAUUUUGUCAGAUCACCCGAUAUGUUUAAGUGUGACUUGCUAGAUAUGCCAGCUAUAGCCCAGUUGGAGAAAGAUGCUCAAUAUGGUCCAGUAUAUCAACUUCUGAAGAUCUUUCUCACUCAGAGGCUGGAUGCUUACUUGGAUUUUGAGGCAGCAAAUUCAGCAUUAUUAAAAACCUAUGGACUUGUCCAUGAUGACUCUAUAUCAAAGAUGAGGUUGAUGUCGUUGGUAGAUCUUGGCUUGAAUGAAUCUAGUCAAAUUCCUUAUUCUGUCAUCAAACAGGCAUUGCAGAUUGAUGACAUUGAGGUAGAAUCGUGGGUUGUUAAGGCAAUUACAGCUAAGUUACUUGAUUGCAAGAUUGAUCAAAUGAAUCAAGUAGUAAUAGUGAGCCGAUGUACGGAGCGUGUGUUUGGUGUGCAUCAGUGGCAAGAGCUCCGCACGAAACUAGUGACUUGGAGGGGCAACAUUGCAGGUGUUAUCAGCACAGUUCAAGCCAAUAAGAUUACAGAAGAUAGCACACAGGCAAUGCAAGGUUUAGCAAUCCGCUGAGUGUUCUUUGUAGCGGUCUCUUCACCUUUUUCAGCUUGAAAUUUUGAUCUUUUUUUUUUCUUUGGGCAAAAAUAUACUAUUUGUUAACUUACAAUAGCCAUUUUUAUCUUGUUCGUCGAGCUUUCGGGCUGUAUUUCUAUGUGACGACUGUCUUUGCUUUGUACUA